Trichoderma atroviride IMI 206040 is the source of this 5154-nucleotide messenger RNA. RefSeq lists its product as uncharacterized. Lineage: Eukaryota; Fungi; Ascomycota; Sordariomycetes; Hypocreales; Hypocreaceae. The record is from RefSeq and is a predicted model, not a curated record. Gene Ontology annotation, biological process: telomere maintenance. Gene Ontology annotation, cellular component: nucleus.
AUGGCAUCUUCAGUAGCCCCGGCUCCAGCAUCCAAUCUCGAGACGCUUCUACCGCGGCCCCCGACGCCACCGCGAGAAACAGGCAAAGAAGGCGACGGGUUGGUCAAGUCCAUAUUGAGCCGCGCUCCUUCAUCUGAUCCUCAGGACAGCCUCCAGACUCCGCCGACUGCGAACACACCGACCUCGACCGAUGCGCCCGACUCAAAAUUGAUGUCAAGUAGGACGAGGAAGAAAGUCGUAUGGUCCGCACAUACCGAUUACAAGGACCCAGUUGACUAUCGAUCAAUCGACAAGACUCACAAAUCCUCACCUCUCUCGGUCCCCUCGCCGGCUUCGAGACCUAUCAAAGGCAUUCUCAAACCUUCAUCUUCUCCGAACCGUCUCGCUCUAUCGUCUAGUAGAGAUUUUGAUGCGACCUCAGGCCAGCCUAACAUAAUCGAAAUGUUGGACUCAACAAUCAAGCAGCUGGCCGGCUCUGAUCGAGAUUCAAAACUCGAUGCCUAUAUGAUGCUUUCAAGAGCCCUCAAGGCUUCCAAUAACCUUCCCGAUCGAGUUGCCUUACAAGACAAGAUGAGCCUGUUCAUGCAGUUUAUCCAGCGCGAUAUGACGUCCAAAAGCAGCACUGGAGCACCCGAUUCUUCACUAAUCAACCAUGCUCUGACGCUGCUCGCCACGUUUCUCCAUUUCCCCGCCAUCGCCUCGACCCUCACCUCAGAUUUCGGAGUCUUUGUUAUCGACCACUCUAUCCGCGCGUUCGAAGACACCAACACUCCCAAGGAUGUUGCUCGACAUUUGAUGCAAGUCGUUGCGUUCCAAAACUUUUCCGCCAAAGUCAUGACGUCUGACCGAGUGGGACGACUGGUCACUGCAAUGUAUCAAAUAGAAGACCAUCUCACGGGCAAGAGCAUCGUCAUGAGCAGAAUACAUAUAUACAGGCGUUUGGUCAAGCAGUCAAGCUUGCAUAUGGUUACCCACUCAAACUGGCUCAAGAACCUACUUGCAGAUAUGCUUAGCUCCGUCAAGGAUAUUCGAGUCCAGGCCAUUAGCCUCGCCACUGAAGCUGGGUUUGCCCUGCGAUCUGAGAAGCAGUUGAUGCGGAAAGCCAGCGAAAUAUUCCAAACAACGAACGAAGACCAAGCGUAUAUCGAAUUCUAUAUCCAAAGGUUACAGGAAAUGCUCAAAGACAGGCCAAGCGCUUCAGCUGUACCGCAGAUAUGGAGCGCCAUUAUUCUUUACAUGCGAUGUCCUUUGGAGAGAUGGCAAUACUACGGUCCCUGGCUGACUCUUGUCCAAUCUGCUUUCAACACAACAGAUUUUCUCACGAAACAAGAGGCAAACUUUGCUUGGAAUAGGUACAUCUACCUUACUUUGGCUGAUAGCAAAGCUACCCCAAAGAACCUUGGGACCCUCUGCCAGCCUCUGCUAAGUCAACUUCGGAGACGUGCAAAUCCUAAGCAGUUAGAAGAAACUGUGAAGCUCCAAAGGAUAGUCAUUGGUGGUGUAUGCAACCUAUAUUACUACGCGUUUGCCCCAGGCAAUGUCAAGUUCCCUCCCGACUCAAUAUGGGAUGUUGCUGUCCAGCCUGUGUUGUCACAACUCAUCAGCCUGGAUGAUAAGCCUGAAAUUCCGGGCGAUUGUCUCCUGCAAGCUGGUCGCAUCUUGACAAGUCUUGUGGACGUCGCCACACCUCGUAUCUGGAGACAGGAUCGCAUCAUGGAGACAAGCCCCGCAAAACCUGAUGAACUUCCGCCCCUGGACUCAAAGUGGGUGAGGAAGAACUGUGAUAAGGUUUUCCAAACGGUUGGUCCCCUUCUAGAGAAAAGGUUCCUUGACUUGGCGAAUAAGGACUCUUUGGUAUUCCGCCUAUGGCAUGCGCUGGUCGGCUCAAUUGCGGCAGCUUCGGCGAAGGAUAUCAAAGUCUCAGAAGAUACUGCCAAAUUCUUCGCUCAUGCACUUGGACUGCUGUCUAAGAUGUGGUUGGCUGGAGUACCGGAAGCUGAUAACUCACAUGGCCCGGCAUUUCUAUCUAGCGUCAAACAUUUUAUCGAAGUCCUUGUCAAAGCCCAGGGUAUGCUUCCCUUUACUGAAAAGAAGCUUGCCAUGACGAUUGGCAAUACCUUUGAGCCUAUUGCAACACCAUCUCAGAGCCUGGGUCGACCAAGCUCUCUAGGAACCGUCCGAACUCCACUGCAACACCUUUUUUGCUUGCUAGCUUCCGUCCCACAGAGUAUUGCUGACGAUGAAGUCCUGUCCGACUUCUUUCUAUCCGUUUUUGAACCAUUCUUUCUUGGUAAAGCGAUCAAAGCUCGCUUAGAGCUAUCGAAUGAGCUUCUUCAGCUAUUACCUAGAGCGUCGCCAUCCCCCUAUGGGCCUUGGGUAUUAGCUGCACAAUAUUUCUCUUUUUCACUCGAGGAUAGCGAAGCUACAUCCAGUUUGAUAGGGGGCGGUAAAAUGCUAGGACCGAAAUAUCGAGACAUCACUUCCUUACUUGAACGCGGCCUCUUCGGACACCCUCGGCUUCCUCUUGAUAAGUGGUUCACGUUAUUCGAACGGCUCUCUGAAAAUGUGGUUCAGCAACUGGGUGAUGCGGGGCGAGCACUCGCUGUUAUCGAGCCCCUGGCAAAAGUGCUGCUAGACUGUCUUGACAGCAGCGUGGAGAAGCCGUCUUCAAUCUCUCUUAAGGCAAUACGCUCACUUUUCGAUGCAGCCAAGCUGCCGCGAGAUAAAACUGCUCUAAAUACUGCUCGGCAGCGUCUAUGGGGAGCUUCUGUGGUGGCCGCCCGAGUAGGCUCGUCUGAUCCGUUUGACAACCUCUACAAGCUUGGGAAUCAAGCUUUAGAAAGUUUCUACGGCAACUCUUCCAUUUUCGAUUUAGAGAAUGAUAUUGUACCCUUUCUUGAGAGCAUCAAGAGCUUCUUAGUGAGAUGUUUCCCUCAGUCAGGUGUUAAAGCCUUUACAAAAGUCGAAGCUGGCCUAUGUAUGUGGAUUGAGGAUGACAAAUCAUGCUAUGAACAUGAUGAAGAGUCACUUCUCUCAAAAACUCUCAUUCAUACAUGGGAUGGAAUAUCAAAGGAACUCGCUGGCCGCAAACAUCUGACAAAAGACGAAUUCGACGAGAUAGAACCACUUCUGAAGUCUGCAUUCAAAAGCAAACUUCCUACUAUUGUUGACAAGGCAAUUGAGCUGUGGAAUGUGGUAGCUAAGGAUGAAGAGAAGCUAGACUGCUCAGACAGUCUGAAAUCGGUGGCCUCGAAUGCUGGAUCAAAAAAACAAUCCGCGGAAACUAAAGCAUUUGGAAAACUUGGUGGCGCGUUCGGAGCUCAGGCUUCUUCACUAAAGGGACUACCAGACGAAACAAAUCUCGUUGUGCUCUCUUCAAAUUCAUCUCACCAGGCCGAGUCCACUGCCACUUCGAAAAUGCCCACACGGAUGUCAACUCGAAAGCGUCGCAUGGAAGAAACCCCUGAACCGAGCCGUACAAAGCCGACGAAGCGAACCAGCACUCCUCGACUUCGUCACGACAAUUCUCAGAUCCAGUUUACUCUUGUUGCCUCAUCGUCUCCGAUACCUGAAGAUGGUUCGCAACACCUUACGGAAAGACAGAAAGAAGUUCGAGAAAGGCAGCGUGAGACAGAAGCAGUCUACUCAGACAUGCGGACAAGCUCUCCAGGUCCUGCCAAGGAGAGCUCACCCAUACCAGAUGAAACGGUGGCUUCUAAUGACAAGCAGGCGGGAGAAACAACCCCACGCCACACCACGUCUUACGAUAAUCUAAUCAGCUCAACACCAACCCCAAGGCGUGGCCAACUCCUAAAUAUGGAUGAUAACGAUCCUCCGUCCUCACCCCCCAUUCCACGGCCAUACCCGCUCCUAUCAGAGAUUAAGUCUCGCUCUAUGGCUGGCGGCUCAUUGGACAGCUGGGAAUUCUCAUCGCCUCCAGGGUCGCCAGAUCCCAGUGACCAAGAAGCAUUAUCGGAUGUUCAAUUGCCUGGAGAGAAGCCGACAAAGAGGUCUACUAGGAAAGCAGACACCAGAGCUAAGAAUGCCAAUGCCGGCCUGAGAGAUGUUAUUCCUUCUAGCCUCGGAGAACAAGACAAUUCCUCCUCAGACUUGACGGACUUAUCGGAUCGAAAUAUAUCAUCUUCACCAGACCCCCCACCGCAACUUCUUGAAACUCCGACCAAGAAACGGCUAGUUCGUGAGGCUGUCCGUGUGGAAGAUAGUCCAAGAUCGGUCGACGACGAGUUUGUUGAUGCUAGGAGUAGUCCUGAAAAGCCGUCGUUAGUACAGGCCAAUGAUACGUCGUUCGCGCUCAGCGAGGGAGAUGAAACUCGAAUGAUGAAACUUGUAGAGGAACUUGAGUCGGGUGACCGCGCUGGCCUACAGAAAGAAACAAGCUCUGAAGACAGUUCUGACGAACGACCCAGCGCGCAGUCAGCAGAAACUCGAGCAGCAUCGCCUCCAAUGACCCGCGGGGCAGCUAAGCGCUCCCCCUCGGCCGCCAUUCCGCUUGCUCCUUUGGAAUCUCUUGGCAAUGGCGAAGGAGGGAGCAAAAGAAAGAGAAAGCGAGGCGGAUCCCGCCAAAGCAACAGCCGUUCAAAGAAGCAAAAGUCGGAGCAAAGGUCAGAGAAUAUAGAAGCGACAAAAGAGAGAGAGACAAUAGUGGCGAGCGAAAAGGAAACUCCCGAAACUCCUUCGGUGGGUGUAGAGACCAGGGGAAGCGCACGAAGACAAACCGAGCAGCGCCAGCGAGAGGAUAAGACUCCACGCUCACAAAAACGAUCAAGCAAGCGAAAUAAGAAAGCGCGAAGCGAAGAAACGGACGAUGAGGUGAUGUCGCAGCUGGUGAAUGAAUCUCAAGCAGUGGUUGAGAGCCAGAAAUCAAACAAGAGUACAGAAGAGGAGGUGCCUGUCACUGAAGAUGGACCUCGUCAACCAACGAAACACACGGAUGGGAACGCUACGGCAGCAGACACGGCAGAGAGUGAGCCGCAAGCCAAGAUCCUGGCGAUUAUGGAAACGCUACAAACCAGCUUGGCGCAUCUACGCGAUGUAGCACUGCCCCGAAGCGAAGUAUAUAAAAUGGAAGACAUGUUGAUGGAUUUGAAGCGAGAAUUAUUCGAAGCAGAGAGACGAGGAAGGGACAGCAAUUAG